Lachancea thermotolerans CBS 6340 is the source of this 1623-nucleotide messenger RNA. RefSeq names its product ribosome-associated complex protein SSZ1 (gene SSZ1). NCBI's taxonomy places the organism in Eukaryota, Fungi, Ascomycota, Saccharomycetes, Saccharomycetales, Saccharomycetaceae. The record is from RefSeq and is a predicted model, not a curated record. Gene Ontology annotation, biological process: protein folding. Gene Ontology annotation, cellular component: cytosol; nucleus. Bases 1 to 1623 code for a protein of 540 amino acids. Gene Ontology annotation, molecular function: ATP-dependent protein folding chaperone; ATP binding. The transcript has a single exon.
AUGUCCCCAAUCGUUGGUAUUGCAUUCGGUAACACUACCUCUUCCAUUGCGUACGUUAACCCUAAAAACGACGUUGACGUGAUCGCGAACCCAGAUGGUGAGCGUACUAUCCCAUCGGUUCUAUCCUACGUCGGUGACGACGAGUACCACGGUGGCCAGGCCCUCCAACAGUUGGUCAGAAACCCUAAGAACACCAUUAUCAACUUCCGUGACUUCCUAGGACUGCCCUUCUCUGAAUGUGACGUCUCUAGGUGUACCGCCGGUGCCCCAGCUGUCGAGAUCGACGGCAAAGUCGGUUUCAUUGUCUCGAGAGGAAACGGGAAGGAGGAAAAGCUGACCGUUGACGAAGUCGUUUCCAGACAUUUGAACAAGCUGAAGCUUGCCGCUGAAGACUACAUCGGCCAGGAGUUGUCUCAGACCGUCAUCAGCGUCCCUACUAACUUUACUGACGCUCAGAAGGACGCUCUGCGUGCGGCUGCCAAGAAAGUUGGUCUAGAAAUCAUCCAGCUGAUCAACGAGCCUUCCGCUGCCCUUCUGGCCCACACCGAGGCUUACCCAUUCGAGGACGACGUCAACGUCGUUGUUGCAGACUUCGGUGGUGUCAGAUCGGACGCUGCUGUCAUUGCCGUCCGCAACGGUAUCUACACUUUGCUAGCCACAUCUCAUGACAACAACCUUGGUGGUGAGAACCUAGAUGCCGAGCUCGUCGAGUUUUUCGCCAAAGACUUCGAGAAGAAGAACAAAUCUAACCCUAGAAAGAACGCCAAGUCGAUGGCCAAACUGAGGGUCAACUCCGAGAUCACCAAGAAGACUCUGUCAAACGUCACCACAGCCACAAUCUCAAUCGACUCUCUGGCUGACGGCUUCGACUACCAUACAUCCAUCAACAGACUCAGAUACGAACUUGUUGCCAACAAGGUUUUGAGCAAGUUUGCCCAGUUCAUUGAGGCUGUUAUCACUAAGGCCGAGCUGGAUCCAUUGGACAUCGAUGCCAUUGUUCUAUGCGGUGGGUCUUCCUUCACCCCAAAGCUGAGCUCCAACUUGGAAUUCCUGCUUCCAGAAUCUGUUGCCGUUCUGGGCCCACAGAGCAAGAACGCCUCUAACAAUCCAAAUGAAUUGCUAGCCUACGGUGCGGCUCUGCAAGCGCAGUUGUUGUCUAACUACGACGCGGAGGAGCUUGCUCAGGCUCUGGAACCAGUUGUCAUCAACACUCAACACCUAAAGAAGGCUAUCGGCCUGGUUGAUGCUGAGGGCAACUUCGUCCCAGUUUUGCUGCCUGAGACCUCAUUCCCAGUUAAAAAGGACUUGACUCUGAAGAAUGUCAAGGGCGACGUUCUGGUUGGUGUUUACGAGGGUGACCAUCACAUUAAGGAGACCGUUCAAGAGCCAGCUGCCAAGGAGGAGUCCAAGGCUGAGGACGAUGACGAGAGUGACUGGUCUGACGAAGACGAUGAACCAGAAGUUAUUAGAGAGAAGCACUACACUCCAGGCAUCAAGCUUAUGGAGCUUGGCAUCAAGGGCGCUCAAGGUCUACAGCUCUCUUUCAACGUCAACAGGGAAGGUGUUCUGAGAGUUGCUGCUAGAGAUCUGAAAUCUGGUAACAUCGUUAAGGGUGAAUUGUAA